Molecule: messenger RNA, 2490 nt
Organism: Cyphellophora europaea CBS 101466
Lineage: Eukaryota; Fungi; Ascomycota; Eurotiomycetes; Chaetothyriales; Cyphellophoraceae
Exons: 2
Coding region: 1-2490 (829 amino acids)
Biological process (GO): nuclear polyadenylation-dependent antisense transcript catabolic process; poly(A)-dependent snoRNA 3'-end processing; nuclear polyadenylation-dependent rRNA catabolic process
Cellular component (GO): nuclear exosome (RNase complex); nucleolus
Molecular function (GO): nucleic acid binding; 3'-5'-RNA exonuclease activity; nucleotide binding
Source: RefSeq, a predicted model, not a curated record
AUGGAGGAGAAAGGGGAGCACAGCCUACAUGGGGACUCCGUGAGUGUCUCUACGGACUUCAGGUCUUACCAAGAACGUGUUACCGCCUCACUGGUCGCCGUGACCCGACAGGUCAGCGGCUUGUCUAACCAGGAUCUAAGCUUCCAUCGCUCCUCCAGCGAACAGGUCUCUCGUUCCCUCGACCGACAGAAUGCCCAUCUACUCCGUCUCACCAACAAGUUGUUGAAAGUCGCGACCCAAGAUGCGAGCGUCAAGACCCCUCAGCUCAAGGACCAGGAUGGCAUCGAUGAUGACUGGCGCGGCUUGGUCGAUGUUUUUGACGACCUGCUUGAGAAGGCCGAUGCUUCUCUAGAUGAGUUCACUGGUGCUAUCAAACGCCUGAGUCCAUCUGUCCCAGAUCGUACGCAGACGCCCCCAAGACCUCAGAACGUUCCCAACUCUCGUUUUCCCCCAUUCAAAAUUGAGAAGCCUCAGUUACUCUUCAACAGGAAAGUGAACAAUUUCGAGACUGCGCCGUGGAAACCUCUGCUCUCCAGUAAGCCACAUGCCCUCGUACCGUUGGAGGACAGUAUUGGCAAUGCCACUACAGGAUACCGAAACCCCUACCGAGAAGAGAUCGAGAACUACCAAUAUCCACCAAGAGUCUACCAGCAAGCCGAGCCUAUACCAUAUCGUCCCCCACAGGAAGCUCCGGCCAUCUAUGUCGAUACCGAAGAUGCUGUUGCUGAGAUGCUGCAAGAGUUGAAAGCAGCGGAUGAGAUAGCAGUUGACCUUGAGCAUCACGAUUUCCAUUCUUACGGCGGAAUAGUAUGUUUGAUGCAGAUCAGUACUCGCAACAAGGACUGGCUAGUGGACACCCUCAUGCCGUGGCGCGAGAAUCUGCAGGUUCUAAACGAGGUGUUCGCCAAUCCUGCCAUAGUCAAGGUCUUCCACGGCUCAGCAAUGGACAUGAUCUGGCUACAACGCGAUCUAGGUCUCUACGUCGUGGGCCUUUUCGAUACCUACUACGCGGCUGAGGCCCUGGACUUCCCCGGUAGAGGUCUCAAGCAUUUAUUACUACAGUUCGUCAACUUUGAGGCUCAGAAGCAAUAUCAGCUCGCGGACUGGCGGCGCCGUCCUCUUACACCACAGCUUAUCGACUAUGCGAGGUCUGAUACCCAUUACCUACUGUACAUCUACGACAUGAUUCGCAACCUGCUGGUGGAGAAUUCAACACCUGAUAACAACCUGGUCGACCACGUCUUGAAAGGAUCCAAGAAAGAGGCUCUACAAUGCUACGAACGCUUCGUCUACAAUGCCGAGUCCGGUAGAGGUUCACAUGGCUGGUUUGGCAUGAUCACCGACCGCACACUCAACUUCACACCCCAGCAAUUCGCCGUGUUCCGCGCUCUGCACCAGUGGCGUGACACCAGGGGUCGAGAGCUGGACGAAAGCGCUUCUUGGGUGCUACCAAACAGAGCACUAUGGUCUCUGUCUGAAAAUAUGCCUUCCAAUCCGACAAGCCUGUAUGGGACCGUUCGACCAGUACCCGAAUAUCUGCAGAAGGAGGAAGUGAUCAAGGAAGUCUUCCAGCUCAUUCGUGAUGCAAAGGAAGCUAGCAGAAAUGACCCCCAACUACACGAAGCUAUCAAGCAGAACGAGGCCAAAUAUGGCGCUAGACCCCAGAACAGAUGGCGUAAAACCGCUCCCAAGGAAGACUCGAACAAGAGCCACCUGACAGGCCUCGGUGCUACGCUAAAACAGCUUACCGAAAACGGCGACAUGGCUGCGAGUGCAUCUUCAUCCCCACCGGUCGAACCCAAUGUCACAAUCAGCGAACCGAAAGCUGCUCGAUGCAAGAUGUCGGGACUUUGGGGAGGAAUUCCGUCGUUGCAUGUAGGGACAAACUUCGACCCAACGAUUGCUUUGGCUGCUGUGCAGGCUAUUGCGCCGCUGCCCGUGGUUCAGAUGGACUCGUUCACGACAGCGACUGGAAAUCCUAACCAAACUGCAUCACUUCAAGAAGAGGCGGCACCUGUGCCCCAGAGCAUGUCUCCGGCUGACGAUGUGUUCACGUUGAAGGAUGAGUCUCGAGCAUCGCGCAAGCGCAAAGCAGAAGAAGCCUUGGAGCCCGAGCCGGAUGUUGAGCUGGCGUUCCGCGCUCCUGCUCCCGCAGCUCCCGAGGCCUAUACACGACCCGGCGAAGGCUCUGCCACCAUCAGUGCCGAGCGCCUCUCGGCUAAGCAGCAACGCAAAGCGGAGAAGAGGGCUCGCAAGGCAGCCAAGCUUGAAGAACAGGAGCGUCAGGCUCGCGAGAUGGUGCCUUUCGACUACGACGCGGCCGAACCCCUGCUUGAGCCUAAAGAUGUCGCCAAGAAGGACGUGGGCAAGAGUAAGGGCAAAGUUCAAGUGAUGAAUCCUUUCGCAAAGGCACUUGAUACUGGCACCGGCGCGCGUCGCAAUAACCUGGCGAAAGAAGGCGCUGGCAGGAGCAUGACGUUCAAGUCGUGA